Messenger RNA from Aureobasidium pullulans EXF-150, 944 nucleotides. RefSeq lists its product as uncharacterized. The record is from RefSeq and is a predicted model, not a curated record. The transcript is spliced from 2 exons. The coding region runs from base 80 to 706 and encodes 208 amino acids. NCBI's taxonomy places the organism in Eukaryota, Fungi, Ascomycota, Dothideomycetes, Dothideales, Saccotheciaceae.
CAAUUGAUCACCUUCACAUCUAUCUUACCAUACAGCCAUCCAUCGGCUUUAACCUUGUAUCCAACAUCAACCCGCAAUCAUGGCCAUCAGCAACCGUAGACUUUUCAGACAUUAUCCCUCCAAGAAGCCGACCUCAAAACCUGCCGCAUUCUUGUCAGCACUUGACAACGCAACAUCAGCACCAAGGAAGAAGGCCACUGCCACUACCUCACGUCGCCCGAAGUCGCUGCCUUACAAGAUCCCUCGCGCUCUGAAGAAGGCCAUCAAGAAGAACCUCGUCAAGAUCGUCAAGGAGCGCCGUCACAAGAUCAAAGCGGAAGAGCACAAGAAAACUCUCAUCGACAUCGAAGCCCGCACCUUCGAAUCCCGCGGCUACUUCCAAGCCUUCGACCACAUCUUGCAGAACUUCGACAUGAGUGAUGAAUUGGCAUAUGCGCUGGAUGAGUUGCUGCUCAGAUGUGUGGCAAACACUCAAGCUGGAGUUGGAAGACAGGAGGCUGGGUUGAUCGGCAAGAAGGCUUUUGCCAGCAAGGUUCUCGAGGGCGGUUACAUCACUGAGGAGAUCAAGAAGGAGAUGCUUGAGUGGAAGGGCGAAGACGGAGUUGAGGGUGAGGAGUGGGUCAAGAUCAAGGAUCUGCUCGAGUUGGCAGGCCAUGAUGAGAUUGACGAAGAGAAUGAGAGUGGUUCCGGAACUACUCAGGAUUGAGUGAAGAAGGAAUUGGACAACGACACGACACCAACAACACGACGAAAAGCUUGAGCGAAGAGACUGAAGAGACUCAAGAUUGAAUUCUGAGGAUGAAGCUUACUCGCAUCGAUGCUGGAGAAGCAGCUAACGGGAUCCUCGAGAUGCAGAAGCUUGACUAUGAGAAACACGACUGGAUGAAGAAGCAUGAGGGGACGAAAAAGAUCGUCUACCUGCUGGAUCAGGCUUGCAACAAAAC